UGACGUCAUACAUAGUAUAUAAACUACUCCCCUCUGCUCUACCGGGUGCGUUCAUAUUCCAGUCUCACCUUUUCCUUCGUCCCGGAAGCUUUUCCCUUCACCUUUGAUUCCUCUCCAGCCAAACAAACCUCCUGCCAGGACAUUUCUGAUUUCUGAAGCUGAAGUUGGAGUAAAAAGAAAAAGAAAUCAAAUAAUGGCAGAGGAGGAAGCUUGCUUAUUCGCCAUGCGCCUGGCUAGUGCAUCCGUACUUCCUAUGGUACUCAAAUCAGCCAUCGAACUUGACCUCCUGGAGCUUAUAGCCAAGGCUGGUCCUGGCGCCUACGUCUCCCCAUCGGAACUCGCCGCACAGCUCCCCACCCACAACCCGGAAGCUCCUAUCAUGCUUGAUCGCAUCCUCCGACUCCUGGCCACCUACUCUGUCCUCGAUUGCAAGCUCAACAAUCUGGCCGAUGGUGGCGUCGAGAGGCUCUACGGUCUGGCCCCUGUUUGCAAAUUCUUGACCAAGAACGCUGAUGGUGUGUCCAUGGCCCCUCUUUUGCUCAUGAAUCAAGAUAAGGUCCUCAUGGAAAGCUGGUAUCACUUAAAGGAUGCGGUUCUUGACGGAGGAAUCCCUUUCAACAAGGCCUACGGAAUGACUGCAUUCGAAUACCACGGAACCGAUCCCAGAUUCAACAAGGUGUUUAACCAGGGAAUGUCUAAUCACUCCACCAUUACCAUGAAGAAGAUUUUGGAAGUUUACAGAGGGUUUGAGGGCCUGAAGACCGUGGUCGACGUGGGGGGUGGAACUGGGGCUACGCUCAAUAUGAUCAUCAGCAAAUAUCCCACGAUCAAGGGCAUCAACUUUGAGCUCCCCCACGUCGUAGAGGACGCCCCGUCUCAUCCCGGGGUGGAGCAUGUGGGUGGGGAUAUGUUUGUUAGCGUCCCUAAAGGGGAUGCCAUUUUCAUGAAGUGGAUUUGCCAUGAUUGGAGCGACGACCACUGCCGGAAACUCUUGAAGAACUGCUACCAAGCACUUCCGGACAACGGGAAGGUGAUCCUUGCCGAAUGUGUCCUUCCGGAAGCCCCAGACACCUCGCUCGCUACUCAGAAUGUCGUCCACGUUGAUGUCGUCAUGUUGGCCCACAACCCUGGUGGGAAAGAGAGGACUGAGAAGGAUUUCGAGGCCUUGGCAAAGGGGGCUGGAUUCAAAGAAUUCCGCAAGGUUUGCUCUGCUGUCAAUACCUGGAUCAUGGAGCUGUGCAAAUGAAGGCUUAAAUGAACCCUUUGUUUUGGGAAUUCCUUUUGUCUCUUACGUGAUUGGAUUGGUGGUUUCUAAUCAGUACUAAUAUACCUUCCUUCUGUAUUACUAUUAUUUCACAGCAGCAUUGAAACGGAAUAAGAAAGUGAAUGAAAUCAAUACCUUUUUUUUCCUUUU
Messenger RNA from Coffea eugenioides, 1414 nucleotides. RefSeq names its product caffeic acid 3-O-methyltransferase. Bases 194 to 1246 code for a protein of 350 amino acids. The record is from RefSeq and is a predicted model, not a curated record. Lineage: Eukaryota; Viridiplantae; Streptophyta; Magnoliopsida; Gentianales; Rubiaceae. Gene Ontology annotation, molecular function: O-methyltransferase activity; protein dimerization activity; S-adenosylmethionine-dependent methyltransferase activity. Gene Ontology annotation, biological process: methylation. The transcript is spliced from 2 exons.